Molecule: messenger RNA, 943 nt
Organism: Dromaius novaehollandiae (emu)
Lineage: Eukaryota; Metazoa; Chordata; Aves; Casuariiformes; Dromaiidae
Gene: FADD
Product: Fas associated via death domain
Exons: 2
Coding region: 43-870 (275 amino acids)
Biological process (GO): regulation of apoptotic process; signal transduction
Molecular function (GO): protein binding
Source: RefSeq, a predicted model, not a curated record
UGGGGGAGGGGAGGAGGAGAGCGGGCGCUGCCGCGCCGUCACAUGACUUCCGGGCCGGCGCCGCGUUCCGCCAUCGCGGCGGGGCGGCGGUGGCGUGAGGGGACUGGGCCGGGCCGGGGCGGCACCUCCCGACCCGACCCGGCCGGGACUCCGUCGCUGCCGGCCGCCCGGGGAGGCGGCUCGUCGGAGCAGGAGGGAGCUCCUUCUCCGGGGGCGAGGGAGAUCUGCAGGCCGCCCGGCCUGCCCGCGGGUGGUGCGUCGUGGCCGGUCGCCGCCGCCACCGCCAUGGAUCCGUUUCUGACGCUGCUGCACUCGUUUUCCUCGAGCCUGUCCGAAAGCGAGCUCUCCGACCUGAAGUUCCUGUGCCAGGACAAAAUCGGCAAGAGGAAGCUGGAGUCCGUGCGGAGCGGCCGGGAGCUCUUCAGCCUGCUCCUCGAGCAGCGGGCCAUCGCCAGCGACAACGUCGGCUUUCUGGAGACCAUGCUGAGGACCAUCAAGCGGGAGGACCUGAUGGUGCGGCUGCAGCAGUUCGUGGAGGGAGGGGAAGUCAACGCUGCCGAGCUGCCAGACGCGAAUGAAAAACGUUUGCAGAAAGCAGCUAUUGAAGUCAUAUGUGAAAACGUUGGGAGAGACUGGAAAAUGCUGAUGCGAAGUCUUGCCUUUCCUGAAGUGAAAAUAGAGAGAAUUGUGACAGCCCAUCCAUUUAACUUGUAUGAACAAUUGAUUCAGUCACUUCAAGAAUGGCAGAAGUGGAAGGGAAAAGAUGCGAAGGUGGCUGACUUAAUAAAAGGUCUUCGGGAUUGUAGUAUGAAUCUGGUGGCAGACAGAGUCGAACAGAAACUCUUGCAAAUGAACACUGAAAACAAGUGAAAUCAGUAUGAAAACAUUUUCAUGUCACAUGGAUAUGAAUGAAUAAAACAGAAGUGCCUUCUAUUCUUCUGAA